ACUAGCCGGCGCAUCGCGAGCAGGUUGAGGAGUCUGUAGCGGCGGCGGGCGACAUGGACAACGCGGGGAAGGAACGAGAGGCAGUGCAGCUGAUGGCGGAGGCCGAGAAGCGAGUCAAGGCCUCGCACUCCUUCCUCCGAGGGCUGUUCGGAGGAAACACAAGAAUAGAAGAGGCAUGUGAAAUGUAUACUAGAGCUGCAAACAUGUUCAAGAUGGCUAAAAACUGGAGUGCUGCAGGAAAUGCCUUUUGUCAGGCCGCCAAGCUCCACAUGCAGCUUCAGAGCAAGCACGACUCUGCCACCAGCUUCGUAGAUGCAGGGAAUGCGUACAAGAAGGCGGACCCUCAAGAGGCUAUCAACUGCUUAAAUGCAGCCAUCGACAUUUACACAGACAUGGGAAGGUUCACGAUUGCCGCCAAGCACCACAUCACCAUCGCUGAGAUCUACGAGACUGAGCUGGUGGACAUUGAAAAGGCUAUUGCACAUUAUGAACAGUCUGCCGAUUAUUACAAAGGAGAAGAAUCUAAUAGCUCUGCCAACAAGUGUCUGCUGAAGGUGGCCGCCUAUGCUGCGCAGUUGGAGCAGUACCAGAAAGCCAUCGAGAUCUACGAGCAGGUUGGGGCAAGCACAAUGGACAACCCUCUGCUGAAAUACAGCGCCAAGGACUACUUUUUCAAGGCAGCACUCUGCCACUUCAUCGUGGACGAGCUGAACGCCAAGCUUGCUCUCGAGAAAUAUGAGGAGAUGUUUCCAGCAUUUACUGAUUCAAGAGAGUGUAAAUUAUUGAAAAAACUUCUAGAAGCUCAUGAAGAACAGAACAGUGAAGCUUACACUGAAGCAGUGAAAGAGUUUGACUCGAUAUCGCGCUUGGACCAGUGGCUGACCACUAUGUUGCUACGUAUCAAGAAGUCCAUCCAGGGCGAUGGCGAAGGGGACGGGGACCUAAAGUGAAGCGUCUCUGUCUUCAUGGCAUGUAGCGCCUUCCUCUUUAGUUUGUGUUAGGGCAAAGUGAUCCCAUGGGAUACCCAUUUAAUGGCUUCAUUCUGUUGCCUGUGAGCCCAGCAAUCUGUGUUGUUCACGCCAUGUCUGCGUGACUGUGAAGCGGCUGAGUGGAGGCUCCUGUUACUGUUGUGUUCGUGACGACCAAGUCCAUUUCAUGCUCGGCCCCCAGAGCUAGGCGAGAAGAGCUUCAGAGCUUCCUUCCGUGAUGUCCACAGGCCCCUCUUUCAUGCUGCUGUGUUUGUGCUCUGUUCCCUAGACUGCAGGACUCAUCUCGCUAAGAGAUGCUUCACUGACUGUGCGUUGGCAUCUGGAUGUAUUCUUUUGGUGUGUUCAGUCUGGGGUGGAUAUUAGGAUGAAUUUAUGACCUCAUUAACAAUCGUUUCUUUUUAUUCUCUAAUAUUUUGACAGCGCUAGUGACAGCUUGCUUUGCUUUUCUAUUGUCUGUGUGCUUACAUGUGUGUGGCAGAGCUCAAAGCAGUAGUGUCUGCAGGAAUCACUUGCUUUGGCAGGAGCAGCUCACGGGCAGGACUGGCUUCUUGUGUGGAUGAAAGUCAAGGUGGGUUUUAUGGGUUUGCACUCAUGCACAUACCCCCAAGUUUCUAAAAUGUGUGGGAAGCGGAACUGGUGCUUUCUCAGGAGACCAUCUCUGCUUUGUGUGGGGUGAGAGUGCAGUCAUUGGGGUGUCUUGCUCUUCGUUCGUGUCUGUACACUUGCAGGCGCUGCACUGUGUGCCAUGCUGUGCUCGUGACAGUCUUGUCAGGUGUGUGGACUCUCCCUGGUCAGUGUGUGAGUGUGUGAUUGCCUUCGCCAUCUGUUGAGUGCUCAGGAUGGCACGGGAAGUGAGUGUGCCUGGUCAGGUGAGCCUCCUGCCUCCAUCCAGGCACUGGCUUGCGUCCGAGCUAGUGGGUUUAUUGCAGCCUGUGCUGUCCUCUCAGGUCCAUGACCUGUGUGUGCUCUUGAGCUGAGCGUGUGGUCAUUACGGGUACUGUACUCAGACAUGGGCCUAUUCCCGGAGUAUCCUGUGCAUAUUUUUGUGCGGAAGUGGUUUGAGAUGCAUAUGUUGCCUGACGUCUCACACACCCCUUUCUAAAUUGUGAAGAUUUAGGGGGUGAGGAGUACCUGAUGAGGUUGCCAUACAUUGUGGCCCUUGGCUAGGCUUGUUAGGCUUUUGCUGUGAAGAAGAAUGGCUUUUCCAGGCCAGCAGAGAGGCUGGAGGAGGAGGACAGAGAGCAGGUCAUCAAUAAGUAGAAAAGCACAUGCUGAGCCUGAUGUGGAGGUCACUGUUGGGCGACUCAGCCACUGUGUUGAUGGGCCAAGUGUCCUGGGGUGCCAGAAGCUCGGUGGUGUCCCAGCGUCCAGUUGAGUGGGUAUAGAGGAACAGAUCCUGGAGUUUCACCUGCAGGGUUCUUGAUUCUAGAAUGAAAGCACCCAUCAGUGAGGGGAGGGCUUGGACCAAAGCCAGAGUGGGUGCACCUCGACACCCAGGUAGAAUGUACUCUGAAGGAAUGGCCAGAGGAAAGUGAUUUCUGUUGCCGCACCUAGUGUUCCAAGCCAGCCUCAUGCACACCUGGAGCGAGAGGGCAGGUGGCUGUGAGUCCGUUUUAGCACCAGCCACCAAGGAGCUGUGUUUGUACACCAGCUCAGACUCUUCUUGGCCUUGUGAAGUAGAUGCCAGGUGCUGUCUCUGGGCGUUUUGUUUAGCGUUCAGCAUGAGCCCUCACAGGUCCAUUGUAAGAAGGUAUAGUUUUCACAAACAUCAGCUGUAUUAUUUCACCAAGUCAGAAAGUGGCUUAUUUCUAUUAAAAUAAAUGCUAGGACCACUUCCUGGAGUAAGAAAUAAGUUUUGUUUCUAGUAUUUCAUGUGCCAGGGAUAUAGCUCAGCAGCACAGUACCUGCCUGGCAAGCAUAAGGUCCUGAGUUCGAUUCCCAAUACCAAAAAAAUAAGUCUUGAAGCUCCCUGGUGGUCUAGUGCUUAGGAUUUGGCACUCUAAUAUUUCACGUGAAAAGAGUAAAAAUAAUUACAAUGGCAAGAACAGACCUGCCAGAAUCAGUGAAAGGAGAAUGAGAAAAGAGCCCAGGCAGUCACAUGCGAACUCGCUUCCCCGCUGUCCUGUGGACGCAGGGCAGUACUGGUCUCAGGAUGCCCGGGAGGUGGUGGUGCAAACUUCAGAAUGCCAUCCCUGAGCAGAACAGAAUGAUCAUUUAUGUUCCAGUUCUUGUCUUUUCGCAGCUCUGGGGUCACUUCAUAGUUAAAGUCAGUUCGUAUUUCUUACAGGAAAGCUUUGCUUUUUGUGGCAACAAUUUUAUAGCUUGUGUGAAUUCCUUUUUUAUUUAAUGAUCUGAAAACAGUAUUUUUGCACACUUGUGACCAUGCGUGGCGGCGUCACUGUAACCGAAGUACACGCACCAGCCCUUGUGCAGUCAUUGUUCCUCCGGUGUUGCGCAUUCCCAGUGUUCAAACGCAGACCUUCGAGACUUCUGUGGAGCUCUGCGGCACCGCAUGCCUGUGCCCUGCCCACUGCAGCGUGACCUGAGACCACAGCAGGCUCCUGCCUGUGAGAUCCCAAGUUGCCCUUGCAGGAAGCAACAGUAUGACAACCAACCACAUAACAAUAAACCUACCUUAGCAAAAAGAGUGUAUUUGUUUUAUGUGAACCUGUACAGUAA
Messenger RNA from Octodon degus (degu), 3668 nucleotides. RefSeq names its product NSF attachment protein beta (gene Napb). Gene Ontology annotation, molecular function: syntaxin binding; soluble NSF attachment protein activity. The coding region runs from base 54 to 950 and encodes 298 amino acids. The transcript has 11 exons. Lineage: Eukaryota; Metazoa; Chordata; Mammalia; Rodentia; Octodontidae. Gene Ontology annotation, cellular component: vacuolar membrane; synaptobrevin 2-SNAP-25-syntaxin-1a complex; terminal bouton. The record is from RefSeq and is a predicted model, not a curated record. Gene Ontology annotation, biological process: intracellular protein transport; synaptic transmission, glutamatergic; regulation of synaptic vesicle priming.